AGCGCAGGCAGGCUCGCGAGCGGCCGCCGCGCACCGGCCGGAGCGGGGGGCACCAUGGAGCUGAAGAAGGACAGCAACGCCGUGUCCAUCGACAUGCUGCUGAUCGUGCACUCGGAGAAGCGGCGCGCGGCUCAGGGCGCGCACUCGGACCGGCCGGCGGACCCGGGCGCGCCGCCGCAGCGCAGAGGAGGAUUUCAAGGCGUCGGGAACGGAAUCCGGAGAUGGCAGAAACUAGAAGGAAAUGACCUACAUGGGAACCUGGUGGAGAAGCAACAUGCCCAGCAGACCCAGGUCAUCACUUCCUACGACAACCAAGGAACACAGCUGACUGUGGAGGUCCACCCUCGGGAUGCCAUGCCCCAGCUGUUCAAGAAGUUCUCCUUAGCUAAACGUUUACAAGUUGAUAAAAAUGGAAACACAAGACCCCGGCAGCCUGGAGGGAAAGAUACCCAUGCCUACCCCUGGGAUCGCUCCAGCCUGAAGUCCAUGCCCCUGGACCUGCGGCAGUUUGAGAAGCUGGACACCUAUGCCUCACAGGUGACAGUCAAGAGCGGCCUCGAGGAGCUGGUGAGCGACCUGCUCCAGGAGGCCCACAGUGACCUGGAGAUUGUCCGUGCCAUCUGGAUCUGGAUCUGCCACCAUAUAGAAUACGACAUCGAGGCUGCCCAGGAGAAGGACCGCCAGGCCUUCAAACCCACCGCCAUCCUGCAGACCCAGAAGACCAACUGUGACGGCUACGCUGGGCUCUUUGAGAGAAUGUGCAGGAUCGCUGGAGUGCAGUGCAUGACCGUGCCUGGCUACUCCAAGGGCUUGGGCUACCAGCCGGGGCAGAGCUUCUCCGGGGAGUUCGACCACGCCUGGAAUGCCGUGUUCCUGGAGGGGAGGUGGCACCUGGUGGACAGCACCUGGGGCAGUGGCCUGGUGGAUUCCUCCACGUCCAAAUUCACCUUCCUCUACAACGAAUUCUACUUCCUCACCCACCCUGCACUGUUCAUCGAGGACCAUUUCCCAGACAACAAGAACUGGCAACUGCUCAAACCCCCUCAGUCCCUGAGGCAGUUUGAGAACAACAUGUAUCACAAGAGUGAGUUCUACAACAAGGGGAUGCUGAGCGCCCAGCCGCAGACUUCCAUCAUCAAAACAGUGAAUGGAAAGGCCACGGUCACCAUCGAGAGCUGUGCUCCGACACAGUUCAUGUUCAUGCUCAAUGGAAAGCAGGAGCACGGGCUGCUGAGCCUCCGGAAGAACGGGAUGAAGCUGGACGUGUACCCCCCGACCGCGGGCGACCACAAGCUGCAGAUCUUUGCCAAGGGCAACUCGGAGAUCUACAGCUCCGUGCUGGAGUACACGCUCAAGUGCCACUAUGCAGACAUGGACGUCCAGCUGCCAGCUGAGUUGCACCAGCCCGUGGGCCCCAGCUGGUUCUCGGAGCAGAUGGGCAUCACCAAGCCGUCCCACACCGAGCCCGUCAUCUACACCAGCGACGGGCGCUGCUCUGUCAGCUUCGGUGUGGAGGAGGGCAUCAGCGUCCUGGCUUCGCUGCACGGAGACGACGGCCCCGUCACCGAGGAGACCCAGCGACGCUACAUCUUCCAGCUGCACCGGGAGAAGCGGACGGAGCUGAAGGUGCAGCUGCCCCACGCCGGCAAGUUUGCACUCAAGAUCUUCGUCAAGAAGAGGCAGGAACCGGGCAACUACCUUUUCGUCUUCAAUUACCUCAUUUGCUGUACCAAUACCAAGGUGAACUGGCCCGUGUUCCCCGAGAGCUUUGGCAACUGGGGGGUGGACAAUGAGCUGCUGGAGCCGCUGUCAGGCGUGCUGCCCGCCAACCGCAACGUCCCGUUCAAACUGAAGCUGCACGGCAUCGCCAAAGCCCUGGUGAAGGGGCAGGACACGUGGCCACUGACCCUGAGCGCCGAGGGCUACUGGGAGGGCAGCUGCAGCACCGCAGGCUGCCGGGAGGUGUACGUCAUGGUGCUGGAGAAUGCCAACCACAGCUUCUACUCCUACAUCCUCAAGUACCAGGUCAACGCCCAGUGAGGGCCGCCUGCCACCCCCACCCCUGCCGGGCCGCGCCCAGAGCCCGGACACCACUGAGUCUGCAUGGAAUCCCUUCUGGACCUCUGCCUCGUGUUCCUGCUCCGCCGGAGGCUGCGAUGUCAGUGGCCAAGGGGACAGAGGCAAAGGCCCUUUAGACGACAAAGGUGCUAUGUAAAUCCAAGGUAUUGUAACUGUACUCACUGCCCAGACACCCCCCCUUCUCGUGCUGUCCUUGUUAUUCUCGGGCUGGUGUGGGCAUGCCGCCCGGGGCCAAACACCUUUCCCGUGAUGGGGAGAGAGAAGCGGGCGUGAUCCGUGAGGCUGAGUCAUCCUGAGUUCUCGAGCCCCUUCCCAGGAGCUGCACAGAGCUUCUCACCAACUCUCGGACCCCAGGGGAGGUCAGACUGUCAUCUUCUUUCCAGACCUGACCAUCUCCUGCAUUCCCGAUGCUGCUGCUUAUUCUUCCAAGUCCUGAGAAGGAAGGUGCAGAGAGGAAGCUAACUGCCCCCCAGCUAGCCCGGGGGCCAAGGGCCUCCACAAUCCCUGUGUGUGCCUGAAAUGUGGCAAUAGAAUCGUCAUGGGAGACUUCAGGGCCGAGAGCAGCCAGUGCCUGCACUUGUUGUUCUGGGUGGGGGCCAAAGAGGCAGGGAUAUAUGGCAGUCCUGCCACCCUAGUCUCAGGAUGUAAGACCCCGACUCUGCUCUCAGAGAGAUUAAUUCCAUCUACUUGGUCUAUCAGCAGUUCACUCAGCCCCUGCAGGCCCUCUCAGAGCCUGUGCCUCAGGCCCCAACCUGAAACCCACACUGGGAACCCCAGGAGGCUUCUGGGCCCAUGGGGACCCCUGGCAAUAAUCCUCAAUAAAGACUUCAGGUGCAGUAGUAAGAACGCUGCAGUGCUGGGGACCCCCAUGAUAGCAGGGUCCCACCAGCCCCAAGAUCUCUACCACCAAUGCCACACCUGGGGGACCUCGACCUGCCCUGGGAGCAAUUUCUAUCCCAUGUCCCUUCCUUCCUCUCAAGAGAGACCGCCAGAGUCUGCCUUCUGUAGGGACCCAUCCAGAGCUCCUUGCUUGCUCAGGCCUGAGAAGUCUAGCCUGCCCAGCCAGCCCUUAGCAGCACCUCAGGCCAGUGUUGCCAUGGCAACAGAAGAAAGACUGGCUCCAAUGAGGGCGGCAGGCGGGAAGGAUGGAGAGGCCCUGAGAGGCCCUGCAGAGCCGCUGCAGCACCAUCCCAGCACAUGGAGAGGUUGCAGGUGAUCUCACCUGCCCCCCUGGUUUCUUCAGCCUUGCAGCCCUGCCUACCAGGGCCUGGGCCCGGAAGAGCCAGCACUGCCCAGUACUCCCCUCCCUGCGCUGCCACUCCGGAUGCCCUGGGCUAGCUACGGCCAAAGCUGCUGGGGAUCCUCACGGCCUCCUUGCCUUCAUCCUCACAUUUGCGUAUUCAACGAAUGUUCGUGGAGCACUUAACCAGGUACUGUGUCAGCCGAUCCUUCGUGCAGGGGCUGCAGCCCUGCCCAACCGUCCCGGAGCAAGGGUGGCAGCCGCCGUCCUUGCCCAAGCCUGUUUCAAGUUCCAGGCUCCCAACACUCCAGUCUGUCAUCUCCCUAAGUUCCCUCCCCACAAAGAGCCCCACCACCCCCAGCGUGGACCCGGUCCAGAGGAAUGUCUCAGGGGGCCCAUCCUCCGCCAGGCCAGGGGCCCUGGAACGGGAGGGCAGUACACCACGGUGGGCUGAGCUGCUCUGGCCCGUGUCCAGCGUCCGCUGGCAGGCUCUGCCACCCAGGCAUUCAGCACUGUGUCACUCACGCCUGGAAAAUGCACAAAGGCUGCAGAGGCGGAACCGCUGUGCACCACGACAGGGAAACAAGAGGAGUUUUUACACCCUGGAAACAGCCUUUUCUCACCCCUUUGAUUUUAUGGGCUGAAAGAAAUGUGCUGUGUUUCAUCAAAAUAAUAAGUGCCUUCUAUGACUCAUGUCACUCACUGGACCCAGAGCUGGCUGCGAGUCCUGCUGGGAGCAACUUGCAUCCUCUACAAAACAAUAUAAUUAGUCCAUACAUUCUGGAGCACACAAAGGAUGCCACCCAGCAAAACAGGAGCUGUCCCAAGCAGGAGACGGUGGCCCAGCCUCUCCAAGCGCCUGGGAGCGUCAGCAACCCCUCCCUGUUCAUUUAACCAGGCGCCCCCCCACCCCGCCCGCCUCCCCGCCCCACUCCUUGUAAAGACAGCUGUAGGCACAGACAACACCUGCAUUUCUUUCCACUAAAGUAAAAAUACAUGAGGUGAAAUCCAAUCUUCAUGAAUUUUUACACGCAUGUUGCUCAGGGUAGAAUUCGGGGUUGCAUUUUGAAGUCUUUUAUUCAAAUCCCCAUCUUUGUUUCCCGAUCGAGGCGUUCUACGGCCAGUGGAAUGGCACGGGCGCCCCCUGCUGUCCGAUAUGCGGAGCUGCAGGUGCUGCAAACUCCCGUGAGGCUGGGGUUUUUAUGCAGCAUUUGAAAAAAAUGCGGCAGGGAUGUUUAUAUUAAAUUCACUGAGGGCCUUCUCGUGGCUUCUCAGAGUUUUCUCAUGUAUACGUGGGGCACGUCGUUUCCACACAAGUUGUGAGGCGAGGCAAGGGGACUGCCUGGCAUGGUGCGAAGAACCAUGGCAUGGUGCGAAGAACGUGAUAACGGUUUGAAAAUAUUUUACCCGGAAAUCGGGUAGAAGUGGAUGGGACAGUUCAACCACAUUCAUUACUACGUCAGUGAAAAAUUGGAACUGAUCGAACUCAGAAAGCCUUUGCUGCAAGUCCUAGGAUGGCAGCCCUCAAGCCACAGAAGGGCAUAGAGGGUCGGGGAGGGUGGGGGAGUGGGAAAUGGGCGACAACCACAACUGCAAUUAACUUUUGUUCGACUUGUUUUGGAAGCGCCACCAGCGCAGUUGGACUCUGCCUUCAAUCUGAUUGUGAUCAUUGUGUGUUCCCCAUAUGUUACAUUGUCCCACCAGGACAAACCCCUGACAGCCUGCUGAGAUUAAGAGGAAAUAAAUAGAUUAACUGAAGCAUGAAGGAUUUAGGCUAGACAUAAAGAAGUACUUCCUGUUGUUAAGCAGGAGGGACAGGUUGCCAAGAAAGUUUGUGAAAUCCUCUUCUCAAACGACUGGAAAAGUAGAAAAAUUUUCUCAGUGGUCUGGGGUCUUCGCUGCCAUGCUAUCCAGUUCUUUCCAAACCAGUUUAAUUCUUGAAAUACACUGGAUCGCCCACAGCAAACGGGGGGCCGAAUAGUACGGUAGCGUCCUUUGCUGUUGGCAAAGCUUUCAGAGGCGAGAGGUGGUGUGCAUCUGCGUCCCCCGUCAGUUUAUCCGAGGUCGAUCAUUUCUUUUCAUUUGGAUGCAUAGUUGGAGCUUUGAAGAGGUGAUUACUUUUCAUAACGUGUGCAUUGAGUUGUGUGGGCCACUGGCUGUUAGGUAUGCUUUCCCCUCAUUGUUGCUGGUGUUGUUUUUCAAUAAAAUUUAUAUUCAUUUUUACCCAA
Messenger RNA from Odocoileus virginianus texanus, 5547 nucleotides. RefSeq names its product kyphoscoliosis peptidase (gene KY). Gene Ontology annotation, cellular component: cytoplasm. The record is from RefSeq and is a predicted model, not a curated record. Gene Ontology annotation, biological process: neuromuscular junction development; muscle organ development. NCBI's taxonomy places the organism in Eukaryota, Metazoa, Chordata, Mammalia, Artiodactyla, Cervidae.